CCGGGAAGAAGGCUUAAAGGGGAAAGAGCGGCAGCCGAGCCAAUCCUCGAGCUCAGAGCCCGACGCGGAGGCGGGAAAAGAAGGUCGCGGAUGUAUUUGGAAUGAACUUCGACCAAUCUUUGUUCGCAAAGCCCGUGGAGGCAAGGGAUUCCGAAGUGGUGGACCUGGUCAGCGACAGCGGCAGCGAGGGGGAGGCUGGCGCGAGCGGUGCCACCGGCGGCCAGGGCCCGGCUUAUUCUAGAGGUGGAGGCCGCUGCCGCCACCGCGACAGCGAUAGCGACAGCGACAGUGAGGAGGAAGGGGCCGGGGCUGCGGAGCGGCUGCGGCUUCGGCCCCCUGCCCCGCGGCGGCGGCGCCUUCUGCUGGGGGCAGGGGAGGCCCCCGUGGUCCCCGUAUAUUCGGGCAAGGUGAAGAGCAGUCUCCGCUUCUUUCCCACGGAUCUUAGGCAGCCACUGUUCACCGGAAGCCCUAGCGGGGAAGCUGUGGAUUUGGAUUCUGAUCAGUCCCUUUCUGAGGCUGUCGUUUUGCCAGUUUCUUCUUCAGAAAAGAAUCCAAAAGCAAAUGAUGAAAAAGAGAAGCAUUUUUUGGUGCGGGACAGUUCCUCUUCCCCUUCUCCCCCUCCCAGGCGACGUGGGCCAUCCAGGAGACCACCAAGAGCCUUUGCAAAGAUAAGGGAGGUGAAUAAGCGCUUGCAAAAUCUCCGGUCUUACCUGAGUUCCCUGUCACCCAAAGACCAUGUUUCUGAGAACUCUGAGGAUGACGUGAUCUUGGUGGAAGAGAACAAUGUUAGGGAGAGCCCCCGACUCUUAACUCUUAAAGUGAGGUGCCGGGCUGACCUUGUCAGAUUGCCUCUCAGCACGGCCGAGCCCUUGCAGGUCGUUGUGGAUCACAUGGCAUCUCGCCUAGGAGUGUCCCCUGCCCGAAUUCUUCUGCUGUUCCGAGAAGUAGAAAUUUCCCCUACUGCCACCCUCAGCUCUCUGAAGAUUGGAGUGGCUGACAUCAUUGAUUGUGUGGUCCUGUCCAGUACUCCUGAGCCUUCCAAAGAGUCAGAAUCGGGUGAGGAACUUCGGCUCAGGGUUCAGGGGCAAGAGAAACACCAGGUUCUGGAGGUCACUGUGCCCCGGGGCUUUCUACUUUACCUAAUCAUAGAAGGUUGAAACUGGAAGAAAGCUUAGAGGUUAGCUAAUUUAACCCUCUUUUUUAAAAAACCUAUGUGUGUUGGGUUCUUUAUUCUGAUCUUUUGUUCUAUUUUUUUUCCAGUCCCAGUUUUGUAAGUUACUGCUUUACAUUUGGAGAUCUGGUAGUGCUAAUUCCCUGUCAUCAGUUUUCUUUAUCGUAAUUUUGGAUAUUCUUAAUUUGUUGGUUCUACCAUAUAAAUUUUGUUCUGAUGAUAUAAUCUAUGAAAUAACCUAGAGGUAUUUUGAUUAGUAUUAUAUUAAAUCUAUCUGGUAGUUUGAGAACUUGUGCUAUAUUUGCUCCACCUAACCAUUUUCCAUAAAAAAUACUUUGGGGGUUGUCUUUGUACCUGUCUCUUGUAUACUGAGAUAAGUUAAUGCACAGAUAUUUGAUGUUUUUUAUUUAAUAACAUUUCUCUUAAAAUAAAUUUUAUUCUGGGUUAUGGUUAAUGCCCUUCAUUACAGAGGAGGAAACUGAGGCCCAGAGAGAGAAAGUAUGUUGUAGAAGACCUCCUCCAUAUGUCAGUGACAUUUAUUGUUAUUCCACUCCCACCAAAAAUUCUGUAUCACCUCUCUACUCAGAUCCCCACAAUCCUUCCUUUCUGGCUUAUGACACUUUCUUC
Phascolarctos cinereus (koala) is the source of this 1798-nucleotide messenger RNA. The record is from RefSeq and is a predicted model, not a curated record. Lineage: Eukaryota; Metazoa; Chordata; Mammalia; Diprotodontia; Phascolarctidae.